AUGCUAGCAGCCUCUCUCACGCUAGCUAGCAGCCUCUCUCACGCUAGCAGCCUCUCUCACGCUAGCAGCCUCUCUCAUGCUAGCAGCCUCUCUCACGCUAGCAGCCUCUCUCACCUAGCAGCCUCUCUCAUGCUAACAGCCUCUCUCACGCUAGCUAGCAGCCUCUCUCACGCUGGCAGCCUCUCUCAUGCUAGCAGCCUCUCUCACGCUAGCAGCCUCUCUCACGCUAGCAGCCUCUCUCAU
Priapulus caudatus is the source of this 243-nucleotide messenger RNA. RefSeq lists its product as uncharacterized. The transcript is spliced from 2 exons. The record is from RefSeq and is a predicted model, not a curated record. The annotation marks the transcript as partial. NCBI's taxonomy places the organism in Eukaryota, Metazoa, Priapulida, Priapulimorpha, Priapulimorphida, Priapulidae.